AUGGCGCUCCUUGGUGAUAUUCCAACCGAAAUCAUCCAACAGAUCUUCAAUUUACUACCCAAAGCUGAUCUCGCCCGUUUGUGCCUCACCAGUCAUUCCAAUCGUCACCAUGCCGAGCCAUGUCUUUAUUCCACCAUCAAUUUCACAUGGUCGACUUCCGAGACGCCGCCAAUCAUUCUCCUUCUUCGGACUCUUCUCUCUAGACCAGAGCUUUUUGCCCUCAUAAAUACAUUUUCCUUAGUCGGAAAUGCCCCUCGGCAUAGGAAGUCACAAGACCAGUUGCGGCUAAGGAUACCAAGCAACUUUUCCCUUUCUCAAUUCAUUUCUGCCAUCGAACAGACCAAAGCACCGUACACCGACAUCUGGGUGGCGAGGCUGAAGACCCGUCAAAUGGACGCAUUCGCCGGGCUCCUCAUCGCCUACCUCUCCAACACGACCAUUCUUACGAUUACAACCAAUUUCAUCAGGAACUUUCACCUUGUUGGCAAAGUCCUCCGAUCCAAGGCUCUGCAACUCACGCCCCCCCGUUCCGAUUCUGAAGUCGAUUCCGAUUCUGAGGUCGACUCCGACAUAGAUGAUGAGGUCUAUUCAGAUGAAGAGAUCUAUUCCGAUGAUGAGGUCUAUUCGGAUUCUGAAGCUGUUGGAUCCGACGAUGGGGAUGUUGAAUCCGAUUCUGAUGAGGCUCCCAACCCGGACGCCUUCCCAGAUCAAAUUCCCAAGUUUGCACGGCUGCAGCGGUUAGCCUAUGUUAGACGUCUUGAUAAAGAUGAGCAAGAUCAAGAUCAGUCAGACCCGGAUUCUCAGUUCCGGGAGGCUUUCUCUACUCUUUAUCUGCCAAAUCUUGUACAUGUCAAACUUUGGCUCGCAAACCCCCAUUGGUUUUGGUGGCCAGAGGGAAAGCCAAACCUCGACCACCUCGCCUCAUUGGAUAUCGAAUGGCUUCACCCAAGGUUUCUAAAGAAGAUACUCUCCUUGACACGGAAUCUCAAAUCACUCACCUACUCUUGGGAUAACGUUGAGGGUAUCUGUUACGACGCGUCGAACGGCUCAGAUCUAAACAUGGAUAAAAUAAUAACCGCCAUUUCUCCCACCAAGAAUACAUUAGAGAAGCUGCAUAUCAAGUUUCGAGUUGGUUUCGGCAGAAAGGAGACAUGGCCGGAAAUACAUGAUUCUGGGUCUUUCGACAGGCUUGUCGAAUUUGAUAAGAUUAAGGAACUACAUGUCCCUUUGGUAGCCUUGUAUGGUUUUAAUACUAACUAUCCCCCCUUGAGUCGCGGUAUCCCGCCUUCGGUCGAGACUCUUAUUCUGACCGACGACAUGAUGGAUGACGCGACAUUUGUCAUGUGGGAUGCACGUGAACCUAAUAUGACGGGCUGGGGGGAAGAUCUAAAGGCUUGGGGGGAAAGCAGGCGCAUAUGGGCGCCUGCUCACACUUUUCAGAGUGUGAUAUUAUUUCUGGCCGAGAGCUGCCCUACGAAGUUUCCGCGACUGCGGCAGAUACUCUGGUUUAAUGUUUCGGAGGAGGAGGAUUAUUCUGAUUUUGAGCGCGAGGUCGAGAGGAUCUCUCAUCGUUUUGGCGUUGAUAUCAGGUUGUUGGAUGAUGAGAAAGAACGGUAUUUUCAACGACGUGGCUGA
Clonostachys byssicola is the source of this 1635-nucleotide messenger RNA. The record is from the annotation of a GenBank genome assembly. Lineage: Eukaryota; Fungi; Ascomycota; Sordariomycetes; Hypocreales; Bionectriaceae.